CGGAGGGAGGGAGGGACAUGAAGAGCAAAUAGUAGAAGGUAGACACAAACCCUUACCUACAAGUGAACACAGGUCUUAUCAUGAAGAAACACAUGUCUACAGAUUCCACUGCUCUUGAGGAGAGGGCUAGAAAUGGAAUGGUUUAAUUUUAAAACAGAAUGUGGAGCUUUUGUGGUCUAAUAAUGAUUUUGUGAAGCUUUGUAGGCUUACUGCCUCAACUCAGUGAGAGACACUGAUGGUCUGUAUAGAGGCAGACAGAUGUAAUCUGUGCCGUCUAGGUCAACUUGCUGUUUGGGAGCACAGGGAAUUAGAGAUCCCUGCCUGCCCUCCCUGUGUUUCGAAUGAAUCCUGCUGCCAGCAAGGCUCCCAUCCCAACCCAUCCCCUGUGUGUGUGCACAUUCCUGCGUGCCUGUGUACAGAUGUAGGAUCUUAAUUUGACCAGUCUUUCAUUGCUAAAAAUGUUCCUGCACAGCAGGAAAUGCUAACUUGUAAUGUUUUUUGAGUUUUAGAAUGGCUUCUAAAGUUUGUCUUUUCCACUUUGACUUGAUUUGCCCAAAUGAAAGUAUAUCAACGCCUACAAAAAUGUUGAUUCAUUAUAAUUCACAUAAUAAUUCACAUUUCCUGUUGCUGCAGAAUUUUGUUUCUGCAGUAGCAAACUGGCUCAUAUUAAAAUCCUACAUCUGUAUGUGUGCUUGUGUUUUGUCAGGCUUUCUCUUUUUUAAUCCCUGGUGACAGAGCCAAGAAAAGUUCCGCCACACAGGACAGCAUUGUGCCGCUGGAGAGGCAGAGGUGACGGUCACGGAGGGAAACGGAUCCUGACGCUGUCCUCUCUCUCCUCUCUGGAUCAGAGCUCAGUGGGCAGGGCUCAGAGCACAGAGGACACUGACCUGUCUGUCCUGUGUGAGGGCCAAAGCUAUACUGACUAGACCAACCAGGGUCCUAUGGAGCUCUGUCCCUGCUUCUAUCCAGCCUCUCGCUCUUUCUCUUUUACACUCUCUCUCUCUCUCUCUCUCUCUGUCUCUGUCUCUGUCUCUGUCUCUCUCUCUCUCUCUCUCUCUAUCUUUGUCUCUCUCUCUUUUGUCUCUCUCACUCUCUCUCUCUCUGUCUCUCUCUCUCUUUGUCUCUCUUUGUCUCUCUCUCUCUGUCUCUCUCUCUCUGUCUCUCUCUCUCUCUCUCUCUCUCUCUCUCUCUCUCUCUCUCUCUCUCUCUCUCUCUCUCUAUGUCUCUCUCUCUCUCUUGUACUCUCUCUGCCAAUACUUCCAGUGAGUAAUUGGGUGCUGGCCGGCUCUCCUACUGUAGGUGGAGCUGGCUUUCCUGGAAUUGUGGGGCAGCUCUUCCUGUUGUGCUUGCUACUUGCUACCUCUUGCUCUCCGUCUCCUGGUUCCUGGUUAAUGACAGCCCUGCUCCGCUACCGCAGGAUUACUGCCUUAUGAAGACUUGUUCCAUCUGGAUGCUGGCCUCUCUUCUGUUACUGCACUCUGCCACCGCCUCGUUUCGGAGGGGAGGGGGGGGUUAUUUUGUUGUUGUUUAAUAUACUUUCAUGAUUUGGGUCAGAAGUUCCCCCUCAACUGAAAUGUCUCUGCAGUGCAAAGCAGGGCAACAUCCAUCGAUAGCUGAUCAGCUUCCUUGGAUUUUGCUGACGACACCGCUUUGUUGUGCGUGAAGAUGGAAACACUGGAGUCGGAGCUGACCUGCCCAAUCUGUCUGGAGCUCUUCGAGGACCCACUGCUCUUGCCCUGCGCUCACAGCCUGUGUUUCAACUGUGCCCACCGCAUCCUAGUCUCCCACUGCACCCCCAACGAGCCUGUGCAGUCCAUCAGCGCCUUCCAGUGCCCAACCUGUCGCUAUGUCAUCACCCUCAGCCAGAGGGGCCUAGAAGGACUGAAGCGUAACGUCACUCUGCAGAACAUCAUUGACCGCUUUCAGAAGGCUUCCGUCAGCGGGCCCAACUCCCCCAGUGAGACUCGCCGCGAGAGGGCCGCCCUAGACAGCACGGUCAUGACCUCCCCCAGCGAGAGGGUGCAGUGUCAGUUCUGUGAGCAGGACCCUCCCCAAGACGCCGUCAAGACCUGUGUCACCUGUGAGGUGUCCUACUGCGACGAAUGCCUGAAGGCCACCCACCCCAAUAAGAAGCCCUUCACUGGCCACCGUCUGAUCGAGCCCAUGCCGGACUGCCACCUCAGGGGACUCAUGUGUCUGGAGCACGAGAACGAGAAGGUGAACAUGUACUGUGUCACAGAUGAACAGUUGAUCUGUGCCUUGUGCAAACUGGUCGGUCGGCAUCGGGACCACCAAGUAGCAGCACUCAGCGACCGCUACGAGAAACUGAAGAGAACUCCAGACUGCUAUCUCAGUGAGAGGAGCGAACAGGAGGAAACAGAUCAGGUGAUAUAUACGCAAGCCUUGGACUCUAACCUCAGCAAUCUAAUCAAGAGGAACAAUGAGUUGGAAACUAUGAUGGGCAAGUUGAUUCAGACUUGCCAACAUGUGGAGUGCAACGCAUCAAGACAAGAGAACAAACUCCUUGAAGAAUGUGACCUCCUGAUCGACAUCAUACAGCAGAGAAGGCAGAUGAUAGCCACCAAGAUAAAGGAGGGCAAGGCUAUACGGCUGCGAAAGCUAGCCCAGCAGAUCGCCAGCUGCAAGCAGAUAAUUGAGAGAUCGUCGUCCCUCAUCACUCAAGCUGAUCACACCCUCAAGGAGACAGACCAUGCCCGCUUCCUGCAAACAGCCAAAAGCAUCUGUGAAAGAGUGUCCAUGGCAACAGCAUCCUCUCAGAUCCUGAUACCAGAGAUCAACCUAAAUGACACCUUUGAUACGUUUGCGUUGGACUUCACAAGGGAAAAGAAAAUGCUGGAAAGCUUGGAUUACCUCACAGCACCAAAUCCCCCAAUAAUCCGGGCGGAAUUAUGUACGGCAUCGAACGACACCAUCACUGUUCACUGGACGUCUGAUGACGAGUUCUGUGUGGUCUCCUAUGAGCUUCAGUAUGCCAUCUUCACCGGACAAGCCAAUGUUGUCAGUUUGUGUAACUCGGCUGAUAGCUGGAUGAUUGUGCCCAACAUCAAGCAGAACCACUACACGGUGCAUGGACUCCAGUGUGGCACCAAGUACAUGUUCAUCGUCAAGGCCAUCAAUCAGGCAGGGAGUCGCAGCAGUGAGCCUUGGAAACUCAAGACCAACAGUCAACCAUUCAAGUUGGACCCAAAGUCUGCUCACAAGAAGCUGAAGGUCUCCCAUGACAACCUGACAGUGGAGCGAGACGAGACGUUGUCCAAGAAGAGCCACACUCAGGACCGCUUCACCAGCCAGGGCAGCUACGGCGUCACAGGGAAUGUGUACAUCGACAGCGGGCGCCACUACUGGGAGGCCUUGAUAGGAGGGAGCACAUGGUUUGCUGUGGGCGUUGCUUACAAGUCAGCACCGAAACAUGAGUGGAUCGGCAAGAACUCUGCCUCGUGGGUACUGUCUCGCUGCAACACCUCCUGGGUAGUACGUCACAACAGCAAGGAGAUGCCCAUCGAACCGUCCCCCCACCUGCGUCGCGUGGGGGUGUUGCUGGACUACGAUGCUGGCUCCCUGGCCUUCUACGACGGCGCCGGCUCACAGCACCUGUACACGUUCGACAUCGCCUUCGCUCAGCCAGUCUGUCCCGUGUUCAACGUGUGGAACAAGUGUCUGACCGUCCUCACAGGGCUGCCCAUCCCAGACCACCUAGAGGGAACAGACUGCCGGGAUUAACAGUCCAGCUAAUAGAACACAGAGACACAGAGGGAGCAGAACAAACUGACUACAGCCUCACCUGGCUGCCUUUUUGUCACAUCACCAAUGCUGUAUAAAACAGAAUAAAGCCACGGUCACAGAUAUCUCUAAUCAUGCUCUUACUAGAACUAAAUUAAUUUCUUGAAUUAUUUAUGGAAACCAUUUAUUGGAUUGUAUUUCUUGCUUUGCACAUUAAUGUACACUACUAUAUGGUAUGCGUGUUGCGUUUUGGGGUGCGCUGAGAGAAGGAGAUGGAUAUAACGUUUUGAAAUUCAGUCAAACGUAUUUUCAUGCAGCUCUGAGAAUAGUUGAUUUCCUUCUUACAAAUGUAGAAGGUUGUUUCCGUCUUUCCGUGUGUCCAUCGUUGGCAGCGUGUUGAUGAACGGUUCGUGUGCAACCUGUUGAUUUUGACACGGCAUCACAGCAGCAGUACCACGGAUUACUUCAUAAAGCAGUCGUAACAGGGUUAGUCAUCUACACCUGUUCUGUUUCAUGCAGGUGUACCAAGAUCCUCUCUACAAUUAGAGUUAUAAUAAGCAUGUUAAGAGUUAUUUUAAGAGUUCUUCUUAGGGUGAUUUAGUGCACUGACAACUCGACUAUGAUUGACAAAUUAACCGAGACAAUUCUUUAUCUUCUCUUUGUUGAAAACCACUAUGAUGUUAAAAAGCUUACUAUUGCUGAAAAUGUACAUUUGAAAUAGAAGCCAUUUUAAGUUACAUUUCGACACAGAAAUAACUUAUAGAGUCGAUUGAAACACCACCGCGUCACAUGGUGAUGGAAUUUUGAAUAUUGAAUAGCUCCUUAUGUGUUUCUGCUAAAGACCAGAGAGGUGAAGCGAGAGGGAUAACUGGACGUUUUAUUUAUUUUUUGCUCACCAAGCACAGGAGUUUUUUGUCUGGUCAAAUAAAGUGUCGAAUUUGGUUUUGAAAAAUGCGCUUAUUUGCUACUUGUGGCUUAUUUGAUUGAAUAUAACUUUCAGAAUAAUUAGGUUGUUACGUGUGUACUGAUAUAAGUAGGACAUGCAGGCCACUUCGAGAAAAAACAUUUUAUAUUGGAGUUGUACAUGGUCGUCACUAGUUACCGCAGCCACAAAGUUUUUUAAUGAUUUAUUUGAUGAUAUAUACUGUAAUUUCGACUUUGUGUAUGUGGUAGUUAGUUGAAAACAUUGUGCCUGUUCACACGCGUCCUAAAAUUCUAAAUCAAAUGGCUAAAUUAUACAUUUUAUGACCAAUUCCAUAUGUUAGCUUAGUAGAUAUUGCGAUCUAAUGGGCUUAGACCUACAGGGAGUUACUUGUAAUUAAAUGCACCAUGUGCAAUCUCUGUAAAUACCUUGCUGUUUUCUUCUCACAUAUUGGCUCUGUAUGUUCACAUACAUUUGGUAUUUGAACAAUUGGACUUUUUCUGAUGCCUGCAUCAUUAUUUUCACACUAGUAUACAUUCUUUGUUAAAAAUGUAAUAAAGUGACAUCAACACA
Messenger RNA from Oncorhynchus masou masou (cherry salmon), 5236 nucleotides. Its product is annotated as E3 ubiquitin-protein ligase Midline-1. Gene Ontology annotation, molecular function: zinc ion binding; protein binding. Gene Ontology annotation, cellular component: cytoplasm. The coding region runs from base 1666 to 3741 and encodes 691 amino acids. NCBI's taxonomy places the organism in Eukaryota, Metazoa, Chordata, Actinopteri, Salmoniformes, Salmonidae. The transcript is spliced from 11 exons. The record is from RefSeq and is a predicted model, not a curated record. Gene Ontology annotation, biological process: regulation of microtubule cytoskeleton organization.